AUGUCCCAACCAGACUCCCUCAGCCUCCAGGGCAAAGUCGCCCUCAUCACCGGAUCCGGCAAGACACGAGGCAUCGGUGCGGCCAUUGCCACUCUCUUGGCCCAUCAUGGCGCAUCCGUCGUCCUGAACUAUGUCUCGUCGUCCACGGCUCCCGCCGCCGCUGGGGUGGCAGAGACCAUCACCGCCGCGGGUGGCAAGGCCCUCGUCGUGCAGGCAGAUAUCUCCCGUCCGGAGGAGGCGCAGAGACUGAUACAGGAAGCUGUUGCUGCGUUUGGAAAGAUCGAUGUCCUAGUCAACAAUGCCGCUACCGGUGUCCCAGGGCCAGUCCUCAGUGCUACACCUGAGGCUAUGGCAACCACCUUUGCUGUCAAUGUCUUUGGUCCACUCUACCUCACACAGGCAGCGGUGGCGCACAUGCCGCCGUACAGCCGGGUGAUUAAUAUCGGGUCCGUGGCGUCGAAGCUGGGCGUGUCGGGAUCGCCGCUCUACAGUGCGUCGAAGGCGGCGAUGGAUGCGCUGACAUUUUCGAUGGCGAUGGAGUUGGGUCGCAAUCACGGCGGUAUAACCAUCAAUACCAUCUCCCCUGGCCCGGUGGACACGGAUGGUCUGCCCCCUCAUGUGGCGGAGAAAAUCAACAAGACAUUGGUUCCUCUCAGCCGGGUGGAGGAGAGACUAGGCACCGUGCAGGAUAUCGCGGAUGCGGUGCUGCUAAUGUGCUCGGAGAAGGGUCGGUGGAUAUCCGGACAGGUGAUCUCGGUUAGUGGGGGGAUUGUA
Messenger RNA from Aspergillus ibericus CBS 121593, 774 nucleotides. RefSeq names its product SDR family NAD(P)-dependent oxidoreductase. The annotation marks the transcript as partial. The transcript is spliced from 3 exons. Gene Ontology annotation, molecular function: oxidoreductase activity. NCBI's taxonomy places the organism in Eukaryota, Fungi, Ascomycota, Eurotiomycetes, Eurotiales, Aspergillaceae. The record is from RefSeq and is a predicted model, not a curated record.